UAUGACUCUUAUAUUACGUACACCACGUAUUUCUGCAUUAUUUGUCGAUGUGCUGUAUGUAAUUUAAUUUCAUUGGUUAGUAAAAAACAAAUUCAAGAAAAUUAAUGAUAAUUAGUAAUCCUCGAUUAUAAAUAUUAAUGCAGCGGAUUACGAUAUUGUGACUCAUAAUUGUAUCGACUCAUCGAUAUUAUUGCAACUUGCUGGACUAUACUGACCAGUGAUUUUAGAACUCACCUGAUUGAUUCAAUUCUUCCAAAUUUGGAGACAUACAUACGAUAUCCUACAGAAACAGUACCAAUAAAAGCUUAAAUUCAAUGGGUUUAGGUUCCAGUACGCAAAAAAUCAUGCCUGCAACAAGAGAAAUGGUUGAUCAAUUGAUCGCUUCAGAUCAGAUCGUUAUAUUCUCCAAAAAACUUUGUCCAUAUUGUAAAAUGGCAAAACAGGUAUUUGAUUCGCUGAACAAAAAAUAUACUGCCAUUGAAUUGGAUGAAAGAGAUGACGCAGAAGAAAUCCAAUCGGUAUUGGGAGAAAUAACAGGUGCGAGAACAGUUCCUAGGGUGUUUGUUAAAGGAGAAUGUCUUGGUGGAGGUACUGAUGUAAAGAAACUGUAUGAUAGUGGAGAAUUACAGAAAAAAUUGUAAAUUCUUGCUACAAACCAUGUACCUGGCAUUUUUAAUUAAAGCACACUUAUAAUUAUAAUA
Molecule: messenger RNA, 701 nt
Organism: Polistes dominula (European paper wasp)
Lineage: Eukaryota; Metazoa; Arthropoda; Insecta; Hymenoptera; Vespidae
Biological process (GO): cellular response to oxidative stress
Cellular component (GO): cytoplasm
Molecular function (GO): glutathione disulfide oxidoreductase activity
Source: RefSeq, a predicted model, not a curated record